Eleginops maclovinus (Patagonian blennie) is the source of this 2542-nucleotide messenger RNA. RefSeq names its product cell division cycle associated 7a (gene cdca7a). The transcript has 10 exons. The record is from RefSeq and is a predicted model, not a curated record. The coding region runs from base 111 to 1307 and encodes 398 amino acids. Gene Ontology annotation, biological process: regulation of DNA-templated transcription. NCBI's taxonomy places the organism in Eukaryota, Metazoa, Chordata, Actinopteri, Perciformes, Eleginopidae. Gene Ontology annotation, cellular component: nucleus.
GCAGUGUGUGGUUGGCUGCAGCUGCACGUCCUGCAUUGUUCACUGCAGAGCUGUUGCUGCACGCUGACUUUCUCGCCCUGUUUGUCGGCUAAGAUUUAAAAAAAGGAACAAUGCCAUCCACCCGCUCACAGAAACUGGCCGCCCAGCCUCCAUCCACCAGGAUGAGUUUGAGGAGCUUCCGCAGCGUCCCUCUGGUCCCCAUGGAGUCUUCUUCUUCCGAUGACAGCUGUGAUAGCUUUGGCUCGGAUGGAGGCUUUGCAAACACGAAGAACAUCUUAAGAUCCACAAGGAGGAGUGCAGAGAAGCCAAAGGUGUUUGAGGCUUCUUCAGAGGAGGAUACGUGCAGUGGGUUUAUGGAGAGCAUGAUCAACAACCAGAUGAAAGCCAUGAAAGUAGAAUCUCCGAGACGUGGCCGCAAGUCCACCAUCCUUAAGGUUGCCAUGACAUUCCCCUCUAAGAAGACGGGCAAGAAGAGGCCUGCAUCUGAACCACUCGCUCAAACCAAAGUACACAACUCCGAAUCUGAGGAGGAAGAGGAGAACUUCAUGAGCAAGAGAGCCAGUAAUAUUAAGGAGAACAAAGAAAUGCUGGCAAAGCUCAUGGCAGAGCUGAAUAAAGUACCUGGACUCUUCCCAAGGCGCAUGGCCAUGUCUGCUUCCACUACGCCUCGUAAGGCACCUCGUCGAUCAAUGGGGACUCCAGGAGCUUGUCGGAGAAACCCAGAGCGUUCGUCCCGACCCCACACACGGUCCCGUACACUGGUGGACGGACCCCCCAGCCCAACUCCAGAGGAAGAGCCAGAGGACAAGUUCAGCCUUGUUCGCAAAAGCCGCUUCUUUGAGGAAUGCGAUGAGCCGCCCCGCCGUCGCUCCUUCAAUGGCUCCAAGGCCAUCCAACAUGUAGUGCGGCCUGUUGACGAGAUCACAGAGGCAGAGCUGCAGGGAAUCUGCAACAACGUGCGGGAGAAAGUCUAUGACAGUUGCACCGGGACAACUUGCCACCAGUGCCGCCAGAAAACCACCGACACCAAAACCAACUGUCGUAAUCCAGAUUGUGUGGGGGUGAGGGGUCAGUUCUGCGGCCCGUGUCUCCGUAACCGCUACGGAGAGGAGGUUCAAGACGCUCUUCUGAAUCCGGAGUGGGAGUGCCCCCCAUGCAGAGGGAUCUGUAACUGCAGCUUCUGUCGGGCCCGAGACGGUCGCUGUGCUACGGGAGUGUUGGUGUACCUGGCUAAAUAUCAUGGCUUUGAUAAUGUGCACGCCUAUCUGAAGAGCUUGAGAAAGGAAAUGGAAGACAGCAGCAACUGAGGUGAUUUGCUGAUCGUCGACCAGACCGACCUGUUCUGACCGGUUUUAUCCACGCACCGUCCAAAUAUUGUUCAGGGUGUUUCAAGCGUUACAACCCAAUGCUUAUUGUUCCUGUUGUUUCACAUUUUGAGCAUUGACUGACAUCUGGAGGAAUCACUUUUGAGGAGUUCUUUCCAGCCUAAAUCUUGUUUUUGUUAUCUUUCCUCAUAUUUUCCUGCCUGUUCUAAAGAGCUGAGCCUUUUUACGUUAAGAAUGGUUGAUUGUAAACUAAGGUGGACCAAAACAAGAACGUUUCUCAAACAUUCCUGUCUGAUCUUAAAUGUUAAGAUUGGUGAUUAUAUUUUCCUAUAAAUCCUUAUUUUAUAGCUGAAUCAUCAAAGUUGCUCCAAAUAAAACAAUCCUGUUUAGUUGUACUUGUAUCUUACAUUGUUCUAAAUGUACAUAUUUGACACAGCCCAUUUUAACACGAAUUUGAUCUUUGUGCCUUUUUUUCUAGUAACAAAUUUAUGCUUGUGUUUUUACAAGUUUUUUUGUAGCCUUUUGUAAAUCUGCACAUGUAAAAACAACAUAUGAAUGUUUAGUUUGUAUGUGCUGUAGAAGUGACCCAUUCAUUUUGCUUCUGAGGUUGCUGCAGGUGGAAAGGGCACUGGCUCUGGGGUCCACUGCCUCUCACUUCUAAACCGAAAGGAACUGUGAUAUACUACAGCGCCUGGUUAAAUAUCCUUCAUUAGAUAACUGUCACUAAUGGUGUGGAAACAAUUAGCACCCUCUAAUGGGAAUCUCAUACCUGUAAAUCAUUUUCUCCUGUUAAAGCACAUUCUCGCUCUGCUUCAGUCUCUUUGGCUCAUUUCCUGCCUUACACUGUUAAGUAGGACUGGUUGAAGGUGCCACUGAAGAGGCAAUAGAGUUAUGGCACGCAUUUCCUGUUCAGAAGUGCGAUACUCUAAGCGAAACGACAUGAAAUUAACCUUUGCGUUGCCUUGAAAUGUACUUCAUUUGACCUGCACCAGGACACUGAUUAUACGAUACUGUUUAAAAAAAUAAUCAGUUUGAGAUUCCUUCUUCAGUGUAAUGGCAGGUGGAGGUUGUUUCGCUGCUGCCUGUGUUUAUCAGGCACUUCUCCGCUAAUGGGAAGAGUGAUGCUGAACUGUCGAUGGGAAUAUCUGUUAUGGUGAUCUUGCUUUGUGCUCAUUGGGUAACUGUAAAUGUUCAUUAAAGCUUUAAUCCCUGCUGAA